Molecule: messenger RNA, 939 nt
Organism: Mus caroli (Ryukyu mouse)
Lineage: Eukaryota; Metazoa; Chordata; Mammalia; Rodentia; Muridae
Product: olfactory receptor 4C46-like
Biological process (GO): G protein-coupled receptor signaling pathway
Cellular component (GO): membrane
Molecular function (GO): G protein-coupled receptor activity; olfactory receptor activity
Source: RefSeq, a predicted model, not a curated record
AUGAAGAAGUCAAUGAACAACGUGACAGAGUUUGUUCUCUUGGGGCUCACCAGAAACCCAAGCAUGCAGAAAAUCGUAUUUGCUGUAUUUGUCAUCAUCUACAUCAUCUCCAUGGUAGGCAAUGUGCUCAUUGUGGUCACUAUCACUGCCAGUCCAUCAUUGGGUUCACCUAUGUACUUUUUCUUAGCUUAUCUCUCUUUCAUUGAUGCCUGUUAUUCCUCUGUCAACACUCCUAAAUUGAUCAUAGACUCACUCCAUGAAAAAAAGACAAUACUAUUCAAUGGAUGUAUGACCCAGGUCUUUGGGGAACAUUUCUUUGGAGGUGCUGAGGGCAUCCUGCUUACUGUGAUGGCAUAUGACCGCUAUGUUGCAAUCUGCAAGCCUUUACACUACACAACCAUCAUGAGCAGAAGGGUAUGUGGCCUGCUGGUAGGAGUGGUAUGGGUUGGAGGUUUUCUUCAUGCAACCAUACAGAUUCUGUUUAUUUUUAGAUUACCUUUCUGUGGCCCAAAUGUCAUAGAUCACUUUAUGUGUGAUCUGAACCCUUUGCUUAACCUUGCAUGCACUGAUACCCACAUUCUGGGGCUCUUUGUUGCUGCCAAUAGUGGUUUUAUUUGUCUGUUAAACUUCCUCCUUCUGUUGAUCUCCUAUGUGGUCAUUCUACGUUCAUUAAGAAACCACAGUGCAGAGGGGAGGCGCAAAGCCCUCUCCACUUGUGUCUCUCAUAUAACAGUUGUUGUCUUGUUUUUUGUGCCCUGCAUUUUUGUGUACAUGAGACCUUCAGCCACUUUGUCUAUUGAUAAAGCAGUUGCUGUCUUCUACACUAUGAUAACUCCCUUGUUAAAUCCUUUAAUCUACACCUUGAGAAAUGCUCAGAUGAAAGAUGCCAUUAAGAAAUUGUGUAGAUGGAAAGAUGAUGUUAUUUCUGUCAACAAAUAA